This is a messenger RNA of Arachis duranensis, 1831 nucleotides long. Its product is annotated as cytochrome c oxidase subunit 1-like. Gene Ontology annotation, cellular component: membrane. NCBI's taxonomy places the organism in Eukaryota, Viridiplantae, Streptophyta, Magnoliopsida, Fabales, Fabaceae. The annotation marks the transcript as partial. The transcript has a single exon. The record is from RefSeq and is a predicted model, not a curated record. Gene Ontology annotation, molecular function: cytochrome-c oxidase activity; heme binding. Gene Ontology annotation, biological process: mitochondrial electron transport, cytochrome c to oxygen; electron transport coupled proton transport.
UCUAGGUCUCGCAAUAAGAAAAGAAAGGGGGUGAGAUAGGCGACAGGUAGCUUGUCGCGGCCCGCAUGUGAUAAUAGUAAGGGAGGAAUCAAGAGAUCUUUGCCGGUGCUGACUUGGAUCUCGGGUGACGGAAUAAGGCGCCCAGAAGCGACGAGCAGUCGCGGUCGAAGCUUGGCUCUAGGCGAUAGGCUAGCUGUAAGCUUGGCUACAGCGAAGCGCUUACCAAGUGCGAAGGAUUCGUUCCUCUCCCAGCGGAUGCGCGUCGUUAGCCUUUCUCUAAAGUAGGCUUUCGCGCCCCCUUCCUUUACGUUGUUGGCCGAGCGUCUUCAAACCUUCGCCACUUGAGCCGUAUGCGGGGGAACUCGCACGUGCGGUUCUUAGGGGGGAGAGCUAGUGGGAACCAUCCUAUCCCAAUAGCGUAUAUUUGGAGCUCAAUAUGAAAUCAUCUUUUCUUGCAAGACCCGUUCGGAUAAGGGAAAACUCCAGAGAUUGCUUCGAAGUAAGAUCCUUGCGUUGACCCUCUCCUGAACCUGGGGGGAGGGGUUGAGAGGAAAAGGGGAUCCAAAUUUCCCAUCAAUAAAGUGAGGGCUUUCCUUUUUUUUUUUAGUGCCUUCCCCACCCCUCUUUCCUUACCCUCUCACUCCCCCUUUUUCAAGAAAAAAGCCCCGCUCCCUAAGAAGGGGCCCCUCUCUGAUAAGGAAGGAAACGAAAGAUUCUCCAUUUUAUGACAAAUCCGGUCCGAUGGCUGUUCUCCACCAACCACAAGGAUAUAGGGACUCUAUAUCUCAUCUUCGGUGCCAUUGCUGGAGUGAUGGGCACAUGCUUCUCAGUAUUGAUUCGUAUGGAAUUAGCACGACCCGGCGAUCAAAUUCUUGGUGGGAAUCAUCAACUUUAUAAUGUUUUAAUAACGGCUCACGCUUUUUUAAUGAUCUUUUUUAUGGUUAUGCCGGCGAUGAUAGGUGGAUCUGGUAAUUGGUCUGUUCCGAUUCUGAUAGGUGCACCUGACAUGGCAUUUCCACGAUUAAAUAAUAUUUCAUUCUGGUUGUUGCCACCAAGUCUCUUGCUCCUAUUAAGCUCAGCCUUAGUAGAAGUGGGUAGCGGCACUGGGUGGACGGUCUAUCCGCCCUUAAGUGGUAUUACCAGCCAUUCUGGAGGAGCAGUUGAUUCAGCAAUUUCUAGUCUUCAUCUAUCUGGUGUUUCAUCCAUUUUAGGUUCUAUAAAUUUUAUAACAACUAUCUCCAACAUGCGUGGACCUGGAAUGACUAUGCAUAGAUCACCCCUAUUUGUGUGGUCCGUUCCAGUAACAGCAUUCCCACUCUUAUUAUCACUUCCGGUACUGGCAGGGGCUAUUACAAUGUUAUUAACCGAUCGAAACUUUAAUACAACCUUUUCUGAUCCCGCAGGAGGGGGGGACCCCAUAUUAUACCAGCAUCUCUUUCGGUUCUUCGGUCAUCCAGAGGUGUAUAUUCCCAUUCUGCCUGGAUCCGGUAUCAUAAGUCAUAUCGUUUCGACUUUUUCGGGAAAACCGGUCUUCGGGUAUCUAGGCAUGGUUUAUGCCAUGAUCAGUAUAGGUGUUCUUGGAUUUCUUGUUUGGGCUCAUCAUAUGUUUACUGUGGGCUUAGACGUUGAUACCCGUGCCUACUUCACCGCAGCUACCAUGAUCAUAGCUGUCCCCACAGGAAUCAAAAUCUUUAGUUGGAUCGCUACCAUGUGGGGGGGCUCGAUACAAUACAAAACACCCAUGUUAUUUGCUGUAGGGUUCAUCUUUUUAUUCACCAUAGGAGGACUCACUGGAAUAGUCCCGGCUAAUUCUGGGCUAGACAUUGCUCUA